GUGGUGACAACCUCCUGGGGGUCACCGCACUAUGUUAUUCACUCAGGGUGGAGAAGGGACAAAGCUUUAGGGGAAAGUGCUGGAAUAAGCCGGUAAUCCCACGCUGGCCUCCUGGCAUUCCCUUCCUGCAGAGUGUUGUGACAGAUGAGUCAGUUCUGUGUAAACGUGGACGGACAUGUAUAAAAGAACAUAUUCACACCGCAGACCCGCGAGGAGUGGAUAUGUCUGAGCUUUGCCGCCUCUGUUCUUCUCCUCUUCGUGGAUCACGCCGAAAGUGGCUUUUCGGAGGCUCUGGAUCCCUCCCUGCCUUAUUCACCGAAGCGGUAGGGACUCCUGUCCUUCGCAACCCACCCGGAUCGCCGCCUAGAUCCGGCAAAGGAAAGGGAAGGCCGGAAGAUGCGGAGUUCCUCUGCGGAAAGUGCUGCCACUCGCUUAAUGUCUUCCACCGCUAUGACCAGGUGUUGUCUCGUAUGCGGGAGUUGUAUGAGCAAAGGUCAACUCGCCUGGUGACAGAGAAGGAAAAGCUUUCGUUUACCUUACGUACUCUAUAUGCCAAAGCCUGGGGCCUUCCGCUACCUGAGUACCAUAGACAUCUCCCAGAACGUAGUGCCUAUCAGGGUUCUUACAACGAUCUCCGUUCUCCCGGCUACAAUAAGUCUCGAAACAAUUCCCUCUCUCCAGGAUACCAAAACUCACGUGCAACUUCUCCUUUUACUGAGCGUCCAGGGUCCUUCCGUGGUUCUUUGGGUUCUUUGUCUUCUGGAACCCAUUCUAAACCCUACCAACAACUUCUAGAACAAGACCGCUCGUUGUGGCAGAACGAGAGCUGGUGGGAUGAGCACCACAGGGGCUGCUCGCGCUGCGUCAAAGGCGAGAAGUGUCAUUCGUGUUCCUCCUGGAGAGUUUCGGAUGCCAAUUAUGAGUCUGUAUGCACUGUCCCUCGAAGAAAGCACAGCAGGUCAUCGGAUGACGGCACCUUUCUUAUAAGGAGCAAAUCUUUGGGAAGUUUUGAUGGAGACAGCACCAGCAGUAAGGGCUCCCUCAUGUCCUUAUCCGCCUCUUCGUUGGAUUCCCUUUCGUUGACGGGUGAAGAAGUUGACGGUGGAGUGUUUUGGGAACCAAAGUCUCAAUUGGCCUCCUCUCCUCAGCCGUCAUCUCCGUUACCGAAACACUUGAUGGGAGAAGUAUUGAAAAGCUUGAAGGAAAUAAAGUACAGUCCAGUGAAAACACCAACAAGGAGCAAGAUACCUGUCAGGGGUCACCAAAGGGCAAGAGCAGAAAAUGAGGACCGGUCUAUAGAAGAAGACCACUACGAGAGGCCAAGGGUGGAAGAACCAGAAGGAGACAUGGAUGCCUACAUGGGAGUUGGUCCUGAGGUCUGCAAGGUUCAAGCUUCUCGUUCCCUCCAUAUCCGAGAGACUUUAAAAUGGCUGAAGACCCAACUGAAGUCCGCUCAGAGCGGUGGGACCUUGUCAGGACAGCAGGACCUUGGGGUAGAACAGCAAGAACUAAUACGAGAUCUGAUCAAGAAACUCAAGUUCAAGGAAGAAUUCUUGCAGGACUCUCUGACCCUCCUGCUGACUCUGCCUGUAGCCUGUGACCCAUCGGGGGAACUUAUCACAGACUUUGUGGAGAAGUUGAAGGCCCGAGAAGAACAGAUCAAGAGAGAAGGGGAGGAGUUGGCUCUACUCAAACGCCAGAGAGAAGCAGAAGUAAAGCGUCUGCAGGAGGAGUUAGAAGCGAGAGAGGAAGACAUCACGCGACUGUCCAAGGUUCUGUGUGACAAUCAGGAUACAAUAACAGCUCUGCGCGACUACCUGGGAGAGAAAGACUUCACCAUCCAAAGGCUGGAGGUGGCACUGGACUCUGCCAAUCGCUCUGCCGCCUCUCAGGAUGCUCUGCGCCUCUCUGCUCUGCGGGAGAAGGACGCCCUGAUCGCUGCCGUACAAGGAGCCCUAAGCAGCACCAACCAAGAUGUUGAGGCCCUUGCAGACUCUCUCUUAUCCCAGGAACUGGAUAACUUUAGUACCUCAAUUCCUGGUAUGUCUGCCCCUAAUCCUCUAGUAUCCCAGCUACAGGAGAAGGGACGACUGCUAUCCCAGGCCCAUGCCGAAACUCAGCGGAUGAGCGUUCAGCACCAGCGAGACAUCCAGGAUCUACUGAACGCUCUCAAUGAGAGCCAAACACUGAUUCAGGAACAGCUGCGGCAUUGUAAGAAACGCCUGCAGGAUGGCGCUCAGGAGCAGAAAAUGCUGCGGGAGGCGCUGCGGGCCAAGGAGGGGGAGCUGCAAGAAGAGAAGAAGAGGCAUAGUGCCAGCCAGCAACAAGUCACUGCCAGACUGCUGCAACUGCAAGAAGCUGCCAGGGAGCGGGACCAGAACACCAAGAAACUACUGCAAGACGCCGAGAGCAGAGAUCACGUGAUCAAAAAGCUUCAAGAACGACUGAGCCAGGGAGGGGGGAUGAGGGGCACGCUGUGAGAUCUUCUCCUCUUUCUACGUUCCGGAUGGGAUGAAACAUGUAAAAUUUAACACAUUGUUUACCAGCUGCAGAAUCGGGAUCAUCUUUUCUACAAGGGUUUUGGGGUCAUCGGGCCUGGACUUCAGAUCACUGGUCCAUGGAAAGAGACUUGGGAUCUAGUUGUGGAGGAAGCGGGUGAUAAAAUAUUGUCUGGGGGUCGGGGAGGUUGGACAGACGUUCUCAGUAUUGUGAGGUGGGGAAUGGUAAGUGAUGGGAUCGGGAUCGGAGAUUGGUUUGGAAUUCUAGAAGAUGGAUGAAGAAGAUUGAGGUCCGGUAUGAGGCGCCUCAGGGAUUAUGGGCAUCUACUGGAUUCCUUCACUUCAGGUCAAUACAUCAACAUUGGGAGGGAAAGAAAUGGGGGAUUUAUUGGUGCUCGAGACGGAUCUACUGAUGGGAUGUCCUGCAGGGUCACAGCUCGGGCAGCAUACAUUGGGACGUCUCAUUAAGGCUUAGGAAGACCCGUCUCUUUUUGGAGACAUAAUCGGCAAACCAGUUUAGAGUCUUAUAUUCUGGAGACCUGUUCUCCAAGACAGAUUCUUUUUAUGGAGAUUUUUAUGGAGAUUUGUUCUCGUUCUCCAAACCAGAUUAGAGACUUGUUCUGG
Molecule: messenger RNA, 3122 nt
Organism: Hyla sarda
Lineage: Eukaryota; Metazoa; Chordata; Amphibia; Anura; Hylidae
Exons: 11
Coding region: 222-2480 (752 amino acids)
Cellular component (GO): nucleus
Molecular function (GO): zinc ion binding
Source: RefSeq, a predicted model, not a curated record